This is a messenger RNA of Psylliodes chrysocephalus, 456 nucleotides long. The record is from the annotation of a GenBank genome assembly. Lineage: Eukaryota; Metazoa; Arthropoda; Insecta; Coleoptera; Chrysomelidae.
AUGGAGGUAUUGUGGUGGGAUGUCGCAACGAAGGUGAAAUUCAAGAAUAUCAUCAAUAAAAAACUUGGUGAGACGUACGAAACAAAAGAAGUCAAAGGAAUUACAGAAAAUAUUGAGGAAGAAUCUCUUAUUAAUUAUAUAAAAUAUCAAAAUAAAGAUUUAUUUCAAGAAAAUUCAGAAAUUAGUAUAAUUAAAUAUUGGGCAACAAAGAAAAAUAGUAAAGUGUACCAGGCUAUCUUGCAAUUAGACCUGCAUACUUACAAUAAAAUGACAGUAGGAAUGGGUAAGUUGUUCAUUGGUUAUAAUGUAUGUACCGUUUACGAUUUUGUAGCUAUUAAGAGAUGCUUUAAACGUAUCAAUUGUAAUCGUGUUUCUCAGGAGUGUAACAAAGAUUUAAGUUGUCCUAAAUGUGCUGAUUCACAUGAAUUAAAAAAUGGUACUGAAAAUAAUUUUUAG